UAAGACUACGAGUCCUCGCCUUGUGGGAGUCACUUCUGUGCAACGUGGCAUGGGGAGCAGUGCGGCCUAGCACCCGGCUCCCGAGAGACGAGGGACAGGAGGUGGCUAUGCCCACCCUCUUGUCAUCCCAAACACACCGAUUGGACGAUGGCGCUUCUCCCCAGGGGUGGAGGGAGGCCAGAGCCAGCUUCCUGGACAUCUGUCCUCAUGGGGGGAAAGCUCAGGCAGAGGUGACGUAAACCUGGGCACGUCCCCCGUCCUUUGCAGUUGGCUUGUUAGUCACACUGGAGGCACACAGCACGGGGCCAUGCUGUAUGAGCUCAGCUCAGCCCCUGUGCCUCCUGGCAUGGCCACUCGUUCCAAAGAACAUCCACCGAGCACCUGUUACACACCAGGGACUCUGCUGGUGGGAAGCUGAAGAACAGUAAGCCCAGGGCAGCCGUGGCGUGAGCAGGCUGGAGUGAGUUCCCCUACGUGCGAAAGUCCAGGUGGGUGGCUGGGGCUGACGGGGUCAGGGACCCAGGCUCCUUUUAGUCUGUUCCCUGUGGUAAUGGCCUCUAUUCCAAAUCCAUCUCAUGGCCCCGGGCAGCUGUGCCAGCUCCAGCCAUCGUGUCUUCAUCCCAGCCAACAGGAAGGAGGAAGGAGGAGGACAUUUCACUCACCGUUCUGCUUACACUCCAUUGGCCAGAACUAAGUCGUGGGGUGCACUUGUGCAAAGGCACCUAGGAAGACGGCCUUGCUCUGGGCAGCCAUGUGCCCCACUAAAAUUCAGGGGUUCUCUCUGAGCAAGAAGGGAGCACCAAUAUUGGGGGACGGCAAGCAGGUUCUGCUUCAAGCCCUGGGAGAAGGGGGGACGGGAAGCUGACCAUGCACGUGGCAGGCCCUUCCAGCCCCCUGAGGGUAGGGCCUGGGCUGGGAGGUGGGCAGAGGGUGAACUUGGAGCUUUAGACCAGACUGGACUCACUUUUUAAAAGAUGAGUGACCAGGGGGCGGGGGAAAAUAAAUAAAAUGUUAAAACAAUAAAUAAAUCGUUUAAAAAAUUUAAAAAAUAAAUAAAAGAUGAGCGACCAGAUAGGUAAAGCAUCUACGUGAGAGAUCACAGAGGAAGUUGGGUGCUGUAACCGCACAUGGGUGAAGGCCAUUGUGAUGCUGAACUGCGUACCCCCAAAUUCACAUAUUACAGCCCUCAACCCAGGGCCUCAGAAUACGACUGCAUUUGGAGCUUGGGCUCCUGAAGAGGCGAUUAAGGUAAAAUGAGAGUGAACCCUGAUCCAGCCUUACUGGUGUGUUUAUGAGAGAUUAGGACACAGACAGGUACAGAGUAAAGGCCAUGUGGGGACACAGAGAUCAGACGCCGUCUGCAGGCCCAGGAGAGAGGCCUCGGGAGGAACCCCCCCUGCCCAUUCAGGGAUCUCAGGGUCCAGCCUCCAGGAUGCAGGACGAUAAAGCCCCAUUGUGUGAGCCGCCCCAGCGACCUCACGCAGCGCUACUGGAUAAAGUAACCCAUCGGUGUGCGGCCCCUGGAGUCCCAGGCUAUGGGCACUUGGGGCACACGGUUCUGAGGGAAGCUCGGGCUGGGGGUGCAGAUGGGGGGCUGACCCCUCCUGGAGUGACAUAUAAAGCUAGACACAGGAUUCCCCAGGGAAGUGGAGGCAGAGCAGGGCGGCGCCAGGCAGUGGACGAAGCUCAGGGAAGGAUACGGUAGUGAGCGCCGAGGCUGGCGGUCUCAUGAGCCAGGUCACCCAGGGCGUGCAGUGUGAACUUGGAGGGGGGCGCAGCAUGGGGAGCCUGUAAGGCAGUGAAGGGUCGGGAGUUGUAGGCGGCUCGGUAAAGGGGAUGGUAGGGUGUAGGGGGGCCGGCGUGGGGUGCACUGCCAAACCACAAGUCACUUCCCUGUGGAAGAAGGGUCCCCAGCCCAGUCAGUGAUCCUGAGCACAGCGGCCAUAAGACUCAAGUGUCCUGGGACAACCCCAGGCUGGCUUGAGGCAGAGUGGUGGCAGAGCAGACCAGGAAUUCCAGGGUUCCCUGGGCUUCGAGAACCUUGGCCCCCAUCACAAAGGGCCCAGGUUCCGGGGACAAUCUCAAGUGUAGCUCUGCUGAGCAGGCCCAGCACAGGGUGUGCAGGGGUGCCGAGGGCCACCAUGAAAACACGGAGUGAGGCAGAACUGGACGAGCAGAUCCAGGAGCUGAAGACCAUCACCCGGCUCCAGGAGCAAUGCCGGGCGCUGCAGAUCCAGGCGGUGAAGGAGAAGACGGUGAAGAACAAGGCGACGCUGGCUCACCUGCGCAGCAACAUCCGCCAAGGGGCCCAAGACUGGGCUCUGGCCAAGAAGUACGACCAGCGGACCAUCGCCAAGGCCUGCGGGAAGGAUGUCCCCAUGAGGCUGGCGCACUCCCGCUGCACCAUGGAGGUGGCGCGGGAGAAGCUGCGCAAGUACGUCUUCGAUCGCGUGAACGUGCACAACGUGCUGACCCACCUGGUGCGGCGGCGCGGGAAGCAGUUGGAGAGCAUGCAGCAGGAGCUGGCCAGCCUGCAGAACCAGCCCGAGGCCACCAAGGAGGAGCAGCGCUUGCUGCAGGUCAUUCGCCAGCUGGAGAACAACAUCGAAAAGACCAUGAUGAAGAUCACUACGAGCCAGAACAUCCACUUGCUGUACGUGGACCUGCUGGAUUAUCUGAAGAAAGAGCUGGCAGGAUACCCCACAGAGCUGGACAAGCUGCAGAAUCUCGUGGUGGACUACUGCUCGGAACUGUCGGAUAUGACAGUCAUGUCCCAAGACGCCAUGAUGAUUACAGAUGAGGUCAAGAUGAGCAUGAGGCAGAAGGAGGCCUCCUUCAUCCAGGAACGCCGGGCGCGGGAGAACCGGCUCAACCAGCAGAAGAAGCUGAUUGACAAGAUCCACACCAAGGAGACCAGCGAGAAGUACCGCCGGGGCCACAGGGACUCAGACUUUCCUUCCAAUCUGAUAAGCACAGAGACCCCGAAAGUGAGGAGAAGAGAUAACUCCCAGAUCGAUAUCGAAUACCAGACGUACCUGAUCGCCUUGGUGGAGAAAAUCAAGACCGCCGUGCACUGCUCCCACCUCUGGGACAUCGCAGGCCGGUUCCUGGCUCAGAGGAACACGGAGGACAACCUGGAGCUGCAGAUGGAGGACUGCGAGGAGCGGCGGACUGCGCUGGAGGCUCUGAUGGGCAAGCUGGAGGCCGAGGAGGCGCUCCUCAAGUUCCACCAGACCCCCAGCUCCGUCAGCUUUAAGUCCAUCCAGGAGAAAAUGAAGAACAUGCUGAACGAGGAGGAAAAGAGGCUGCAGCUGGCCUACGGCAACAUGACCAAGAGCCAGAAGCUGCUGCUCACCCUCCAGAUGGGCAUCGACAACCUGUACCUCCGGCUGGUGGGCAUACCCCUGCCCAGGGCCCAGCAGGAAGCUGCGCCCUCCAGCAGGCUGGACACGCAGAGCAAGCUGGCCUACUGCGAGGGGAAGCUGCUGUACCUGGCUGACAGAGUGCGGGAUCUGUCCAGGACCGAGGAGGUAGCCCCGGGCCAGGAGGGCGGAGGGCGCCCACUUUGUCUCACUUCGUCUCGCUUCCUCUUAGAGCUGACAGCCUCCCACACCGCGCAGGUCAACACGAAGGUGAGAGACGCCCUGGAGUCUUCCACUCUGAAGGAGAAGCAGAACACCAGGAUCAACUUCGAGGACUUGGAGGAUGACAUGAUAGAAACCUUCCAGUUCGCUGACGUGGACCACAGCUACGUCCCAUCGCGGGCCGAGAUCAAGAAGCAGGGCCAGCGGCUGAUCGAGGGGAAGCUCAAGAUGACUAAGAAGAAGAAGAAGUGACCCCCCCGAAGGAGGAAACCCCUGCCCUUCCCCCCAGCCCCCACCCCCGUGUCCGCACUUUAAAUAAACAUUUUUCCAGGACUGCUGGGAGCACGGGGAUGGAGGACAGGAGUCUGAGGAAAUGAACUUGGGGGGACGGAGAUGUGGGGGAUCACGAUAGGAAGACUGCGGGAAAUGCGGUGUUCGCUGUAGAUCUGAGGCCCCGGAGUCGAGGGGUGAGGGCGAGAAAACGGGUCGGAGCCGACACGCGAACAAAGACACGAGCACCUGCAGCUCCGUGCGGCCCGUCGCACUCCUGU
This is a messenger RNA of Pteropus alecto (black flying fox), 4135 nucleotides long. RefSeq names its product coiled-coil domain containing 183 (gene CCDC183). NCBI's taxonomy places the organism in Eukaryota, Metazoa, Chordata, Mammalia, Chiroptera, Pteropodidae. The transcript has 13 exons. The coding region runs from base 2142 to 3836 and encodes 564 amino acids. The record is from RefSeq and is a predicted model, not a curated record.